CAGUUUCCUUCUGAAUUCCCUUCCUCAUCUUCAACCCUUUUGCUUCUCCAUAUCAGAAUCACUUUUUCAACCAAAUCAAUUUUCUCAAAUCUGAUUAUUUCUCAGCAGCAACAAUGGUGUUUCAGAAAGAACCAGAAGCAGGUUCCUCCUCCUACUCCCUCCCACCCUACCCUCGAGAAGACACACCUCUCCUCUCCAAAUCCCCACCUCUCUCCUCCAAAUUCAAAACCUUCGCCAACAUCUUCAUCUCCAUCGUCGGCGCCGGAGUCCUCGGCCUCCCUUACUGCUUCAAGCGAACCGGCUGGCUCACCGGCCUCAUCAUGCUCUUCACCGUCGCCUUCCUCACCUACCACUGCAUGAUGCUCCUCGUCUCCACUCGCCGCAAGCUCGAUUCCCUCACUGGGUACUCCAAACUCGGAUCCUUCGGCGACCUCGGCUUCGCCAUCUGCGGCCCGCUCGGCCGCCUCGCCGUCGACGCCAUGAUUGUCCUCUCCCAGGCUGGAUUCUGCGUCAGCUACCUCAUCUUCAUCGCGACCACUCUCGGCUUCCUCACCAGCAACGCCGCCGGCGACACCGUGCCGGUUUUCCUGGGCUUAACUCCGAAGGUGUUGUUUCUAUGGGGUUGUUUCCCUUUUCAGCUAGGGUUGAAUUCAAUCCCUACUUUGACCCAUUUGGCUCCUUUGAGUAUUUUUGCUGAUGCUGUUGAUCUUGCUUCCAAGAGUGCUGUCAUGGUGGAAGAUGUGUUUGUGUUUCUUCAGAAUAAACCUGAAUUGAUAGCUUUCAAGGGUUUCUCUGUGUUUUUCUAUGGAAUUGGUGUGGCUGUUUAUGCUUUUGAAGGGAUAGGAAUGGUUUUGCCAUUGGAAUCAGAGGCUAAAGAUAAGGACAAGUUUGGGAAGGUUUUGGGUUUGGGGAUGGGUAUGAUUUCUGUAUUGUUUGGUGCUUUUGGUGCUCUGGGUUACUUUGCUUUUGGUGAAGAGACCAAGGCUAUCAUCACUACUAAUUUGGGUCAGGGUUUGAUUAGUGUGAUGGUGCAGUUGGGGCUUUGUAUCAACCUGUUCAUUACUUUUCCUUUGAUGAUGAACCCUGUCUAUGAGGUGUUUGAGAGAAGGUUUUGUAGCUAUAGGUAUUGCUUGUGGCUCAGGUGGGUUUUGGUGUUUGUGGUGAGCUUGGUGGCACUAUUGGUGCCUAAUUUUGCUGAUUUUCUGUCAUUGGUUGGAAGUAGUGUUUGUGUUGUUCUUGGCUUUGUGUUGCCUGCCAUGUUUCAUUGUUUAGUUUUUAAGGAAGAGUUGGGUUGGAGGUGCAUGGUUCCGGAUGUGGCAAUUGUGGUUUUCGGGUUUGUUGUUGCAGUUACAGGAACCAUCAGUUCUGUGUCGGAGAUUCUUUCACCGAUGGCCUGAUCGAGCAGAGAAUAACUGGGGAAGUUCAGUUGUUUUGAUGGGGAAUCGUAAUGCAUUUUUGGAUACAUGUUAGAUUUUCGCGGUAGCAUAAUUGAUUCUGGAAGAUUUGAACGUGAAUUCAAACAUGUUGUUAGUUGGUGUUAAAUGUUGCUAGCUGAUUGAUGAACUUGGUUUCCUUCAAUGGAGAUUCUUGCCCUCAAAUUGUAUUGGGCAGGAAUUCUUUUACUUUAGUCAUCAAUUAGAGGUGAUGCCAUUCUGAAUUGUUUUUGUUUAGUAAAUCAGAUGGUGAUCAAGCUAGGCUAAGUAUUUUGUUUUUGUUGUUGUAAGCUGUUUUUUGAUAUUGUAAAAAGUUGCAUCUCUAUUUGGUUGGAAUUGAAUGUAUAAAGAAUAAAGAUAACAGGUAACUUGUGUUACCUGAACUUUUUUGA
This is a messenger RNA of Lotus japonicus, 1825 nucleotides long. Its product is annotated as amino acid transporter AVT3C-like. The transcript has a single exon. Gene Ontology annotation, molecular function: amino acid transmembrane transporter activity. Lineage: Eukaryota; Viridiplantae; Streptophyta; Magnoliopsida; Fabales; Fabaceae. Gene Ontology annotation, biological process: amino acid transmembrane transport. The coding region runs from base 114 to 1397 and encodes 427 amino acids. Gene Ontology annotation, cellular component: vacuolar membrane. The record is from RefSeq and is a predicted model, not a curated record.